GAUGGGGCUGAGGUCUGAGUCCGCCGACGGAGAAGUCAAAGACUAGUCGGAAGCAGUCGAGCGUUAAGCCCAACGCCAUGUGCAGGGUCCAAACUGAUAGUCCGGUCUUUGUUCAUUUAGGUGCAUUACUCCGUUCACCCUCGGGGACCACCACCCUCAUCACAAGGAUUAUCAUGCAUGGUCAGCAUGUUGACCAAACCCUCAGUGAUACUGCACACACUGUGAAAAUCUUCGUUUAGAAUGUGCAGGGGCCCUUUCGCCCGCGGUUAAGGUGCAUACCAUCAUGCAUGACCU
Aspergillus pseudotamarii is the source of this 294-nucleotide messenger RNA. RefSeq lists its product as uncharacterized. The coding region runs from base 78 to 239 and encodes 53 amino acids. NCBI's taxonomy places the organism in Eukaryota, Fungi, Ascomycota, Eurotiomycetes, Eurotiales, Aspergillaceae. The transcript has a single exon. The record is from RefSeq and is a predicted model, not a curated record.